Messenger RNA from Racocetra persica, 181 nucleotides. Lineage: Eukaryota; Fungi; Glomeromycota; Glomeromycetes; Diversisporales; Gigasporaceae. The record is from the annotation of a GenBank genome assembly.
AGACAUGUUAUUUCUUGCUUGGAAUUCUUCUUUACCACUCAAGUUGCUUGUUUGUCAUGUUGAAUCUGAACAGGGAAGCGCCAAGGAAGAAUUCCAGGUUGACUGGAUGCUUUUAGCAGAAAUGGGCCCAGAUGCUAUUAUUGAUAGUUCAUCUAACUUAGGAUCUCAUGAUAUAGACUAA